This is a messenger RNA of Camarhynchus parvulus, 9861 nucleotides long. RefSeq names its product tripartite motif containing 71 (gene TRIM71). The record is from RefSeq and is a predicted model, not a curated record. Lineage: Eukaryota; Metazoa; Chordata; Aves; Passeriformes; Thraupidae. Gene Ontology annotation, biological process: proteasome-mediated ubiquitin-dependent protein catabolic process; protein polyubiquitination. The transcript has 5 exons. Gene Ontology annotation, molecular function: protein binding; ubiquitin protein ligase activity; zinc ion binding. Bases 866 to 3502 code for a protein of 878 amino acids.
AGCGCCGCCGCCAGCCCCGCGCCCCCCCCGGGGCCGCCCUCCGCACCCCGCCCGGCGGGGAAGGCGCCCGGCGCGAUGGCUCUCCCCGGAUCCCACGCCGCCUGGGACGGUGCUGCCGCAUCAGUUUAAAGGAAAAGAGGAAAAAACCCAACGCCCCAAGAAGAAAGAGCGAAACUUGAGUUAAGCCCCUGCUGCCCCCCGCCCGCCUGGCCGAGAGGGACUUGCACUGCCGCCCCGACCCGGUUCUGCGGCCGUGGGAACCGGAGCCGAGCCCCGGCGGACAGAGUUCGGUCCCCGCUGGAUGCGGCGGGGAUCGGGCGGUCGGCGCCCAUGCACUUUCCGUUGAGGAAGAGGACAAGUAACCAAACCACGUUGUCAAACUGCUGACCCGAGGGGGAGAUGAGAAGACUGUGUGAGGUAUUGACCGGAUAUCGAUACAAUUGACCGGGAAUCGAUACAAUUUGUCUAAUGCAACGGGGGAUCGGGGGUUAAGUACAUGAGAGGGACGAGAGGAUCCAUUUACUGAGGGAGAACGGGACAGCUACACCUUGAUACCAAAAAUACUCCCCCCUCCCCGCAGCAGCCAGCCCGGCAGCAGCGAGGUACGAGGAGAGGACCCAGCUCCCUGCAGACCGCCGGAUCGAUGACACCGUAUUUGCAAAACCGGCCCAUCGAUCCCACUUGGCAAAACGACUGAUCGAUGCCAGCUUGCUCGUAAGCUGCUUGCAGAACUACCUUCUCCCCGCGCCUCUGCUUUUCCGCCCACGCUUUUUUUUUUCCUUUUUUUCUCUCUCUUUUUUUUUUUUUUUUUUGAGGGAGGAGAGACACGUUUUUGCCCCCCAUCGGGGAGUCAGGCCCAUCGCAAAUGGCUUCGUUUCCCGAGUCCGACUUCCAGAUCUGCCCGCUGUGCAAGGAGAUGUGCGGCUCGCCGGCUCCCCUCUCGUCCAACUCCUCCACCUCCUCGUCCUCCUCGCAGACCUCCAGUUCCUCCGGGGGCGGCGGCGGCUCCUCCUGCGGGGGCCCGCCGCGGCGGCUCCACGUCCUGCCCUGCCUGCACGCCUUCUGCCGCCAGUGCCUGGAGGCGCAGCGGCACCCCGGCGCGGGGGACGCGCUCAAGCUGCGCUGCCCCAUCUGCGACCAGAAGGUGGUGAUCUCGGAGCCCUCGGGCAUGGACGCGCUGCCCUCCUCCAACUUCCUCCUAAGCAACCUGCUGGACGUCGUCGUCGUGGCGGCCGCCGCCGACGAGCAGAAGAACGGCCGCGCUGCCGGGACCGGCCCCGCCGCGGGCUCGGGUGGGGGCGGCGGCGGCGGCAACAACCGGCACCACGGCCGCCCGCCGCCGGGGCCGCCCCGCGCCGCCGGCUCCUCGCCCGCCGCCGCCGCCUCGGCCGCGCCCUCCUCGACGUCGUCGUCGUCCUCCUCCUCGGGCGGCGGAGGCUCGGCGGCGCUGCUGCUCCGGCGGCCCCACAGCCGGCAGGGCGAGCCCCGCUGCAGCUCCUGCGACGAGGGCAACGCCGCCAGCUCCCGCUGCCUCGACUGCCAGGAGCACCUGUGCGACAACUGUGUGCGGGCGCACCAGCGCGUCCGCCUCACCAAGGACCACUUCAUCGAGCGCUUCGCCGCCGGCCCCGCCGCCGGCGGCCCCGCCGCGCCGCUCGCCCUCAGCCCGCCCUACCCCGCUUCGCCAUACAACAUCCUCUCUGUCUUCCCCGACCGGGCCAGCUACUGCCAGCACCACGACGACGAGGUACUGCAUUUCUACUGUGAUACCUGUUCUGUCCCCAUAUGUCGGGAAUGUACCAUGGGACGACAUGUGGGUCACAGCUUUAUCUACCUCCAAGACGCCCUACAAGACUCCAGGACUCUCACCAUUCAGCUCCUGGCAGAUGCUCAGCAAGGACGACAGGCUAUUCAACUGAGUAUUGAGCAGGCCCAGGCUGUGGCAGAGCAAGUCGAGAUGAAAGCAAAGGUGAUACAGUCUGAAGUCAAAGUAGUGACCACUAGACACAAGAAGGCCUUGGAAGAGCGGGAGUGUGAGCUGCUCUGGAAGGUGGAAAAGAUUCGCCAAGUCAAGGCCAAGUCCCUCUACUUGCAUGUUGAAAAGUUACGUCAGAACCUGAACAAGCUGGAUAACACCAUUAGUGCUGUUCAGCAGGUCCUGGAGGAGGGUCGCACCAUGGACAUUCUUCUGGCUCGGGACCGCAUGCUGGCUCAGGUGCAGGAGCUGAAGAACGUCAGAGGCCUUCUCCAGCCACAGGAAGACGACAGGAUCAUGUUCACCCCCCCUGACCAGGCAUUGUAUAUGGCCAUCAAAUCCAUGGGCUUUGUCAGCAGUGGGGCUUUUGCUCCCCUGACCAAAGCCACGGGGGAAGGUCUCAAGCGUGCUCUGCAGGGCAAGGUGGCCUCGUUCACUGUGAUCGGCUACGACCACGACGGGGAGCCUCGCCUCUCAGGGGGUGACAUGAUCUCUGCCGUGGUCAUGGGCCCGGAUGGAAACCUUUUCGAGGCGGACGUCAGCGAUCAGCAGAACGGGACCUACCUGGUCAGCUACCGUCCCCAGCUGGAGGGAGAGCACCUGGUGUCCGUGAUUGUGUGCAACCAACACAUCGAGAACAGCCCCUUCAAAGUGAUGGUGAAGUCCGGGCGCAGCUACAUCGGCAUCGGGCUGCCGGGGCUGUCCUUCGGCAGCGAGGGAGACAGCGAUGGCAAGCUCUGCCGCCCCUGGGGGGUCAGCGUCGACAAGGAAGGUUUCAUCAUCGUCGCCGACCGCAGCAACAACCGCAUCCAGGUGUUCAAGCCGUGCGGGACCUUCCAUCACAAGUUUGGCACGCUGGGCUCCCGGCCGGGCCAGUUCGAUCGUCCCGCCGGCGUGGCCUGCGACGUUUCGCGCAGGAUCGUCGUGGCCGACAAGGACAAUCAUCGCAUCCAGAUCUUCACGUUCGAGGGGCAGUUCAUUCUGAAGUUCGGGGAGAAAGGAACGAAGAACGGGCAGUUCAAUUACCCGUGGGAUGUGGCCGUCAAUGCAGAGGGCAAGAUCCUGGUCUCUGACACGAGGAACCAUCGCGUUCAGCUGUUCGGGCCCGACGGCGUGUUCCUGAACAAGUACGGCUUCGAAGGGGUACUCUGGAAGCACUUUGAUUCCCCCAGAGGCGUGACGUUCAAUCACGAGGGCCACUUGGUAGUGACGGACUUCAACAACCAUCGCCUCUUGGUCAUCCACCCGGACUGCCAGUCGGCGCGCUUCCUGGGCUCCGAGGGCACCGGCAACGGGCAGUUCCUGCGCCCGCAGGGAGUGGCGGUGGAUCAGGAAGGGCGCAUCAUUGUGGCCGACUCCAGGAACCACCGGGUGCAGAUAUUCGAGUCCAAUGGUAGCUUUUUAUGCAAGUUUGGCGCUCAGGGAAGCGGCUUUGGUCAGAUGGACCGUCCUUCAGGUAUAGCUGUCACCCCUGAUGGCAUGAUUGUUGUGGUCGACUUCGGAAACAAUCGAAUUCUCGUCUUCUAAUCUGUGUUUGAAUUAGGAAGAAACUGUCUCAGGGAAAUUCUUCUAAGAGAAAAUGAAAAAAUACAACGUUAAUUCAAACCUACCUCAUCUUUAAUUUUUUUACAGAUGAAUGUACUUACCUUUUCUGCAGGGAGUGAGCCUGUAAAAUUGAAUUCUAUCUACCUCAUUGUCCUCCCUUCCUUCCCCGAUUUCUUGCCCCCUCCCCAUCCCCACAUACUCAUAGCUCAGAACGUUUUACCUCUUUCCCCCGAUGGGGUUUCAUGCACAAACGAGAAUUGCCGUGCACAUUAGGUGGUUUGUGUGGUGAGUUCUGUUAGACUAAGCCAAGAAAGGCGCUAUGUAACUUUUUAAAUGGAGAAAAUGGUAGUAGGUGUUUGUAGAGAAAUUUGUGUUCUUGACCAUUCUGCAGUUCUGUGGGUGGGGACAUGGGAGGGAGGGACAUUUGUUGUUGUUGUUGGUUUUGGUUGUUUUUUUUUUCAUUGCUGCUGCAGCAGAGAACUUUUUCCUGUUCUCCUUUUUAUACCUCAGUGUGUUUGAUUUACUGGUGAGCACAGCAUCUUGUUCCCAGACGACUUUGAACUUUUUAUGAAAGUGAGUGAGAUUCACUCACCAGGAAGAGCAAGUUUGCAUAUUUUUUGGCAUUUCUGUGUAUUUUUUUACUGAAACACAGUAAUUUAACAGCACAAAGUGAAGCUGAUGAAAAUGCACAAAAAUUCUUUAAACCAAAUUGUUCAUUUUAGUGGCUUAGUGCGGUCAUUGUAAAGUUUAGAUAAAAAGCAAGGCUUCCUUUAGUGUAUCCUGUCAUUGAGAAUUUCAUAUUUACCUCUUUUCACCUGAAAGCUAAAUUAGUUUGAAAAAAGUUACUGUUUCUUUUUAGCAGUGCCCCUAAUCUAGGUAACAGAAGAGGUUAGGAGAGGCAUUGAAACAGGGAAAAUCAAACCCUUUUGAUUUACUUUCUUGUGAAAUGGCUUAGUGUUUUUUGCCCCUUCCCAUAGAGAAACCUUAAGGGAAUAAUGUUUUAAUUUGUUAGAAGUGGUACCUUUUUCCAAAAGAAAGAAAUAAGCACAGCUUUGGAGUUUCAGGGUGUGAUUUGGAGAAGUCACCAGUUGUUUUGUUUUGUUUGGGGGUUUUUUGUUGAGAGAGGAUUGCAAUAACUCUAUCACUGAUAAUUUUUUUUUUUUGUCUUCUGGCUUCCCCAGAGAGCUGGACUGAAAAUUUUGGGAAUAGCUACUGUAGCUUUUAGGAUGGGUGGGGUGGGCCUGGAGCUCCCUGCUGCAGGAUCUCUGGCUACAGAUCCAAGUGAAGAGUUACCAGUACCAGCUAAAGGCAAACUGCAUCAAGGUGAAACUUUGCUGCUUUUUUUCCCAGGGCAGUACCAAAGACUUCUGUGUAAAGUUAAUGUAUAUGAUCCUUAAAAGCUUGGAGGCAGGGGGAAGUUUGCCCUUGCGGGGAUAUAGAAACUGGUGUUCUGAGAAGCAGAAACUUUUGGGGAGAAUAGAGAUCUCUUUAGCAAAAUGUGACUUUGAGUCCCUGGAAGGAUUUGGUUUUAUUCUUUCGUUUCCUGCAUUCCAGUUUAGCUGUUCAAGCAGAUAUGGUCUCUACAGACCUGUAGCUUCACCCUCUGAUGUUGGCAAACAAGAAUUGUUUAAAGUGGGCAAGAGAGGGCUCUUCUUGCUCUCUGCAAUUGAAAAACUCAUGUAUCAGUACUCUUGAGUUUGGAAAUGCCAUGGGAUUUACCUUACUGUUUGCAAGAGAAGAUCUUUGAAAUGUAAAUUUGGUCGUUGUCAAAAAGUCUGAAGAGCCUUAACCAUCCUGCAAGGAAAGGAUUCCUCUCUCUGCCAGCCACCAUGCACAAGAGUGACCUGAGGUUGAAAGGCUCUUUACAAGUUUGUGAGAAAUCACAAGGUGCACUUUCCUUCUUGCUGCUUUUCCCCUCCAAGGAGCGUUAACUUUCUGAGUUUUGUAGAAAUACCAAUGAUGUGUGCAGACAGAGAGCUGCCACUAUAGAGGAGGCUUAAACUAAAGGACCAGAAAGAGACAAGAAAGAUUCAUGAGAUGGCAAAACUUCUUUCAAAAGAAGGGUGAAGAAAACCACCUAAAUUAAAUGGUAUAAAACAACUGUGCUGCCUUUCAGCCAAAGCCUCAAGGAAGCAAACUCUUCAAAGCAGUGUGUUUCAGUUAGGCUUAAUCUUAGGAUGGCAUGGUUUAAAAACAGUCUUGAAAGGAUAAUCUUUUAUACAGAUGUCUGUCAAUAAAUUUCUGUGGCCACACAAAACAUGUAUCAGAGAGAGCUAGUUUACCUUCAAGUUUUGCAAGUUCUGCCUGUGUGCACACCUCCCUUUUUGGGGGUGGCCUACAGCUGUGACAGAUGUCCCUGAAUUAUUUGCAACUUGGGCUGUGAAAACUAACAGCCUGCAAGAUCUAGAUACCAAAGAACAGUGGUUUAAAAAGCUUUAAUGUUUAGUCUGCAGUGUCCUUGCAUUUAUCCUAUCAUGUCUUAAUGAAAAUGCCCGGUCUCUAAAUGCUUUGACCAGAGUGGCUGACAGUGUUGAAGUGUCCUAGAAACGCUCUUGUGCUUAAAUGCUUGUGGGGUUUGCCCUUCUCUGUGGCUAGAACGGAGUUGUUUUUCCAGGCAUUAAAAAAAAAGGUUAAGUGUGCAGUCAGGAUUGUGUUGAACUGGAGGAACGUUUUGUCCCCCCAGCCUGCACCAUGUGGAAGGUGACAGACCCUGAAGUUGCCCUUUGCUUUUUGAAUGGAGCCAUUGCACAACCCCCCAGCCCAGCUCAGUCAGGAAGAGGAAUGGCUUAAACUCUAAGUUGCUGUCUAUUUAACUCAGUGGGAUUUGCUUGCAAACCGAACCUUGAGUGUUUGACCUCAUGUUGUUGGGGAGCUUUUUUGUUUUAAAAACACUACUAUUUAGCUACCCGAAAGAAUUCCUUAUCUUUGUGAUAGAUAGUGCUAAGCACACUUGGUCUCAUUGAAAAGUGGUAGUGUAGCUUAUAAAAUGGAGUGUUUUAUAUGCAAUGAAACAAAGUAGUGCUAAUAUACAAUGCCAACAUCAGAUGCCCCGUAGAGGCUUAUUAAAAGGUAAUAAACGAGAUUCCAACCUUGCUCUGAUUUUCCAUGCAUGUUCUCAGGUCAAUGCCCCAGUAUCAUAAUGUACAUGCAUGCAGAGAGGAAAAGCAAGGCUUGGAAGCUGGGUUGCAAACCAAACAAGCAUUCAGAGUAACCUUCUUAACUAGGGGAAAUGGCCUGGAGAAGGGUAAAGUGAGUGUGUGCCUCUUGGUUGGGGAACAGCAAAUGUGGGGGACAGAGCUGUCUACUCAAACUCCCAAAGGAUUUUCUCUAUGCCAGGUUAAACCAGUGGCUCUCUGUAAACCUUUUGCUUGACAAAAUGUUAUCAGCAAUCAGUGUGGCCGGUUUGGGUGCUCAGCAUAUAAAGCAAUCUUGUCCUUUCUCAGAAUUAUUUAAGCAGGAACUUUAGUAGCAAACUGAAGCAGAUUCAGUAUUUGAUAAUGCAGGUCCUUCACAUAACUUGCUCCUUUUGAUUUAGUAUGUUUUAAAUAUAACUUAUUUAAGGAGGGCCCAUAAACCUGAAACUUUCAAACAAAGCAAGGAAAGGAAGAUAACACCUGAAAACCAAUGCAUAUUAGGGCCAGACAUAACCAACCUGAGAGAAAGAACAAGUCACUUGGAUGUGGCAUUCCCUUGGAAUUGAAGGAAAGUGGGCCCAGUGCAUUACGUUAGUUAAACCAAAAUUGAUCUCUGAAGAGAGCAGGUUUAUAGCCUCACCUUGCCAUAACUUUGAUCAUAAGAUUUCUUUGUUCAGUUCUAGUUUUAAAAAAUAUUGUGCCAAAGUUUUGUUUAUUUUUUAAAGGAGUGUAAGCCAAAUGGUGCCAAAAGGUAAUAGGGUAUUUAAAAGUAGAGAUAUUUAGACAAACAGUUUGGAACUGUAUAAAAAAGGAACACUGGUACUUGAGUUACACAAAUACUGUACCUUUGGUCUUUGAGUCCUUGGGAGUUUGAAACCCAGUUUGCUGUGGUACAAAAUGCACAACUAGAGAUGCCACUAUCUUUUGCUUGAAGUUCUACCUUACUUUGCAGAAGUAAAUCAUCUACCUCAAUUUAGCAUCAGACAGGCUUGGGAAAUAGUUGAGAAUCUGCCUGGGGGAAGGAUUCAUCCUGCCUGUUGGAAAAGCAUUUUAAUUGAAACAGAGAUACUAAGUGUGUGCUAUGUGGUGACUGCUCGCUUUUGUUUGCUUUUGUUUUUGCUGCCUGCCUAUGGAGAUAUUAAGCUGCCCUUGCUAGAGAAUCUGUAAAUAAAACCAAAUGUUCAGGCAAACUGGGCUGAGACCUGAAAUGCUUCUGAAUUUGUUCUGGUUUCACUACAAGGUAUGGAAGUGUAAACUUUUGUUCAGUAUUAUGACACUACUGGCUGAUGUGACAUCCUUCAUGUUGAUUUGCAGUGUUCUUAUGUCCCUAAGACCUUUAGGUCUUCUCUCUACAAGAGAAAAACUUUUGUGCAUACCUACCAAUGUGUCCUCUUUGGGAGGACUGGUGUUAUGAUUGCUGUAAACACAAUGUUAUACCAAAUGCUUGAAGGGAAUAAGGUCCUGGUUUUUUAUUUUAUUGACUUGGUGAUUGUAUUUGUAGCUUGCUUGACUCAAUGGGAUUUUUUCCACCAUGACAAAGCAAUCAAGUUCCUAUUCCUGGAGGGCAGCUUAGGUUCAGACAUACUCAGGAGAGGCAGUUUAAAACCAGUGUCCUGGGGUUUUAGGCAAGUUAAAUAGUGAUGUGCAACAUACCCCGUUUUACCUGUGGAGUUAAGUUGCAGAAGCAUAUUUUCAGACUAUGUUGGAGGAAGAAGUCCUUUUUCCUCCCCAGCUCAUAUUAAGGGGUGGCAGAAGUGGGUACAGGAGACCCCUAAUGACAAUAGGCUGUGUUGGGUUUGGUAAAUGUUAUGGUGGGAAAUGUACAUUGAUGUCUCUAAGUGAUCUUACGGGUUAACAAGCCAGACUGGCAUCUUUUUCCAUCAUUGUUCAACCAAUAAUGGUUCUAAAAAUGCUUUGUGUACCUGCAUGGUCUUAGACCUUCUAUUAAUGAUUGUAUCAACUUACAAACUCAGGUAGAUAAUUUUUUAAGCUCUUUUCAUAGAGCCUUACUGACUGAAUGUUAAGUGUCUGUGUACUGAUGUAGUUAAGUAACUUCCUUUUGAACUACCAGACUAGUUAAAAAAAAAAGUCCUUUUAUAGGUUUGUAGAGUACUUUUCAGACAAUGUAGUAGUUUUUCCUUCAGAGGUAGAGAUGCCUGUUUCUGAGGGGUUUUUUAGUGGUUUUUUUUUGUUUUUUGGGUUUUUUUGGGGUUUUUUUUUGGUUUUGUUUUGGUUUUUUUUCUCUAAAAUGACUAAGAGGUUUUUAACUAGUUUGUAAGGUUUGCUUUAGUCACCUGAGUUGGUGGGGGUUUCUGUGACUCUUGUUUGUACUGUGCAUUACCUGUCAUGCCCUGCUCGCUUCGUGCACAGGUCCUUGGAGGAGUUGAGGGUGUGAAACACAUGCCUGCAGUUUAACUCAAAUAAAAAUUGCAAGCCUUGAACAAAAUGAAGCUCAGCCUCAUGAAGCCAAUGUCAAACAUGCUUUUUUUACCCCCUUCCUCCCUCCCCUCCCUCCCUCCCUCCCCUCCCCCUUAAUUGGCUGUAGACGUAUGCCCCAUCUUAGAAAAUUUUCACUACUGAUUUAUAAGUAGCAUUGUCUCAGUGCAGGUUUGCAUUGGGAUCCAGGCUGAUCUUGUCAUUCUUUGGAUGUUGGGCAUCUUGAGUUGAUUUGGUUUCUUAGUUUCCUCUUCUGUUAUUUCUUUUCUACUUUAGUAGCUAAUCAUGCUGCUCUCCUAAUAAUAAUAAAAUAUCUCAGGAGGUCAGACAGUGCUCUGCUUUUAAUGAGCUGCUCAGAGCUUUUCUAUCUAAUUAAAAAUGAGUCAGACUGUGACAAAAAUUGCCGUGCUCCAAAAAGGGCAUCACAUUUCUACUUGGACAAAAAGUGAUACAAUUUUUACUUGUCAGAUGUUGAGUACUGCAGAGAAGAAAUCAUGACAGGUUAUGUGCAAACUUUUACGUAGAAUAAGUGAACAAAGUGUUAGAACCCUUGUAUUAAUGGAGGCUUCUGAAUGUAUCUUUGUGGUCCAUAGGGAAGGCUGAAGGAUGUAGCAAGGAGACGAUGUAUCAGCUACUGGCAGCCUUAAAACAAAGUCAGUGUCUCUCUGGACUUUAAAAUGUUCCUAUGCAGUUUAUUUUAUUUUUGUUUAAUCAAAUAAAUGUGAGGUUUUUUUCACAGCACCUCUGUGUGUGUGUGUUUCUGUACCACCC